CUCACAUUUCAUUAUAUUCUUAUACGUACCCCAACCUCUUUUAGCACCAACCAUUCAAGAUUCCUCCCAAAAACUAUGGAACCCUCAUGGGAAUCCAGCGUCACGGAAUCCAUCAACGCAAUUUACCUUCUGUUUUCAGCCUACCUAGUUUUCGUCAUGCAACUCGGGUUCGCCAUGCUGUGCGCGGGCUCGGUUCGGGCCAAGAACGCCAUGAACAUUAUGCUCACCAACGUGGUCGAUGCCGUUGUCGGUAGCUUAUCUUAUUACUUGUUCGGGUUCGCUUUCGCCUUCGGCGAAGGCCCGAGCGAGAACCCGUUUAUCGGUACGAGUUAUUUCGCCCUGCACAGUAUCCCUUCGAGCUCCUACGACUACAGCUUCUUUCUAUACCAAUGGGCUUUCGCUAUAGCUGUGGCGGGCAUUACUAGUGGCUCCAUUGCUGAGAGGACCCAGUUUAGUGCCUAUUUAAUUUUCUCAUUUUUUCUAUCUGGGUUCGUUUAUCCCGUGGUGGCCCACUGGGUCUGGUCGUCCAGUGGGUGGCUGAGCUCGAGCUCGAGCUCGUUGCUGUUCGGCUCGGGGGCUAUCGAUUUCGCGGGUAGUGGGGUGGUUCAUUUGGUGGGUGGUGUCGCCGGGCUUUGGGGCGCACUAAUAGAGGGCCCGCGAGUGGGCCGGUUCGACGCGUUUGGCAAGCCCAUGGUGAUGCGUGGGCAUAAUGCUACUUUGGUGGUUUUAGGAACUUUCUUGUUGUGGUUUGGGUGGUUCGGGUUCAACCCCGGUUCUUUCGGGAAGAUUCUUGUGGCGUACCCGAACACUGUGAACCAGGGGAACUGGACCGCCGUGGGCCGGACAGCUGUCACCACGACACUGGCCGGCUCGACUGCAGGCAUCGUGACACUGUUCGGCCGACGGUUGCUCGUCGGCCAUUGGGACGCCCUCGAUGUUUGCAACGGGCUUCUCGGUGGGUUCGUUGCGAUCACUUCGGGCUGCUCGGUGGUGGAGCCUUGGGCGGCGAUAGUGUGCGGAUUCUUCGCCGCCUGGGUUUUGAUCGGGCUCAAUAUCUUGGCCCUGAAGCUGAAAAUCGACGAUCCGUUGGAAGCGGCCCAAUUGCAUGGCGGGUGCGGGGCUUGGGGAUUGAUUUUCACCGGGCUUUUCGCUAAGGAGGAGUUCAUUAUCCAAGCGUAUGAUUCGGGCUUGAUCGGAGCGAGCCGGUCUUCCGGGCUUUUGAUGGGAGGAGGGUGGGGCCUUAUUGGAGCACAAGUGGUUGAAUUAUUGGCAAUUGUGGGAUGGGUUAGCCUUACAAUGGGGCCAUUGUUUUAUUUGCUACAUUGGCUUGGGAUAUUGAGGAUAUCUAUGGAUGAUGAAGUUGCGGGUCUUGAUAUAUCUAGCCAUGGUGGUUAUGCAUACAAUGCUCAUGAAGAAGAAUCGGGCCCUCGAUUUUAUGGUGAUUAUAUGCGAAUGCAGAAUAAUUGAUUCAUAGCCGUUGGAUUAUUCUUAUUGUGUUCGUUGAAUUAUCGUCCUAAUUUAUCAUUUGUGUUUAUCUUGUGUAUUUGGAACUCAAAUUCUUGUAAAUGUUGUACAAUAUUACACCGUGUAUUAUAUUGAAAUAUUCGUUUAUUUUAUAAAAUAUAUUUUUAUUUUAGUG
Erythranthe guttata (spotted monkey flower) is the source of this 1639-nucleotide messenger RNA. RefSeq names its product ammonium transporter 1 member 3. Gene Ontology annotation, cellular component: plasma membrane. Gene Ontology annotation, biological process: ammonium homeostasis; ammonium transmembrane transport. The record is from RefSeq and is a predicted model, not a curated record. NCBI's taxonomy places the organism in Eukaryota, Viridiplantae, Streptophyta, Magnoliopsida, Lamiales, Phrymaceae. Gene Ontology annotation, molecular function: ammonium channel activity.